AUGUUCAAGCAAGCAGUAUACUUCUUGAUGAUAAAUAUGAAGACAUCUGAACAAGGUGCUUCCGGUGUGGGGACCGCAACAUGUGCGUAUGACGUGUACUGUUUUGGGAAAGUAUUGCUUGAGUUAGUAACGGGCAAAAUGGGAAUUAGUGCAACAAAUGAUCCAACAACAAACACAAAAGAUUUACUAGAAACAAUCCUUCCAUACAUCAACAUAUACGAUAAAGAACUUGUGACCAACAUUGUGGACCCCUCGUUGAUCAUAGAUGAAGAUUUACUCGAAGAAGUGUGGGCCAUGGCGGUGGUGGCUCGAUCUUGCCUCAACCCUAAGCCCGCCAGACGGCCGCUAAUGAGAUACAUUUUGAAAGCUUUGGAGAAUCCAUUGAAGGUGGUGAGAGAAGAAAGUGGAAGCUCCGCUAGGUUGAGGACACCCUCUUCUAGAGGAUCGUGGAAUGCCGCUUUGUUUAGUAGCUGGCGGAAUAGCUCCACCGAGAUGGCGGCGGCGGUCGUGGCGGGGCCGAGUAGUUUGAAACAGUCCGGGACCACCGGGUCUCAGUCUCAAGGAAGUGGUGGUGGUUAUAAUGGUGGUGGUGGUGGUGGUGAUUCGAAGAGGUCGAAGGAUGUGUUUCCUGAGCCGUUGGAUGUGCAAGAUGAGGAGAGAUCCAAUGGGUCAAGGGGGGCUUGUUUUGUUGUUUAUGGGUGGAAGGAAGCAAGCGAUUUUUGUUUGUAA
This is a messenger RNA of Lactuca saligna, 729 nucleotides long. The record is from the annotation of a GenBank genome assembly. NCBI's taxonomy places the organism in Eukaryota, Viridiplantae, Streptophyta, Magnoliopsida, Asterales, Asteraceae.